AUCUCUCUUCAGCCGUAUUCUCCAUUUUUUCUCUUAUCUUUACAUUUUUUUCUUUUAUCCUCAACUUCACGCAGACUGCAAAAUUCCCUUCUUCAUCUCCUAUUUUUUUUUUUUUUCUUUUUUUUUAAUUUGUCUUGUUUCUUCUCUCUAUUUUCACACCGACCCUAUCUCCCAUGUGUAAAUUUCUUUCUAGCUUUGUUUAUUCUUUCUUUUCUCAGUUCUUAGAUUUGUCCAUCUGUCACAUAAAUCCGGCCUCAAAAAACCAAGAUCCGACCACCAAACAUCAACAUCCGGCCACACAGCCCCCAACUCCGACACCUAGCUGCGUUUCGAUAAAAAAACCGGGUUCUAGGGUCGGUUUCCGAAAUUUUACCGGUCGAACCGGGUUUUUCUUUAGACCCCAAUUUUUUUUUGUUUUUUCCGGUUUAAGUGGUUGAAUCGGGCCCCUUUUGCGCCGGUUCACGGUCGGACCGGCCGGUCCGACCCGGUUCUGACAACCAUGGCACCACGUACCAAUCAAAUUACAACCACAAUGUACUCAAUAAACACACGUUCGCAUUUCAUUCACUCCACGACUACACUAAGGAGGGAAUUUCUGGAUUUCGCAAUUGACCACCACUCCCCCGCGCUAAUUUUCGUGGUGGCGACAACAGUUGCUUUUGGUUGGUGCACCGGACACUCAGGAAUUGAAAAAAUGGUUAAUGCGAUUCGCAAUCGAGCUAAUGCAUCAUCUAGCAGAGCUACACAUCCGUCUAUCUCAUUGUCUGUGGAGUCGCAUUCUCAUGGAUCAUUGUCUCCCUUGGAUCAAGAGGAUACCGUUCCACAAACUCCUGAUAGUAACAUUUCUUCAACCAACAAACAGAAUGUUCGAGGGGGCACUCGAGGGAUAGCUCUUCGAAAAUUAAAUAAGCAAAACAAACAAAAAUUGGUUGUUCACAUUGAUGCUAAACACGGAAGACCACUUGAUAGUGUGGAAUCAGCAAAGUUAUCUAGUGAGCUGGGGAUACUCUCUCGCGAAUCGAUGCGUGUACCGGCUAAAUGGAAGGACUUUGAAAAGUCUGAGUUGUCGGUGGCUUUUGAUCAACUUGGUAUGCAUUUAUCCAUCGAUAAUCCAGAAGAGGAAACUAAAGAGAAUGUCUUGGAAUUGUUAAAGCAUCGAAUCAGACACCAGCGACAUAGGUUGAAUAAACAUUUCGGGAAGUUCACUUCGCUGGAGGAAGCAAUUCGAAAUAAACCUUACUUUGGAGGCUUAACUCAAGCGAACUGGGAAUUACUAUGUACUAAUCUUUUUAGCGAUCCUCAGUACCAAGAAAGAUGCAAAAUAAAUAGGAACAAUCGAAAAAAGAUGAUUACAAAUCAUAAUCAAGGCUCUAGGUCUUUUGUAGCAGCUCGCCAUAUACUUAGUAAAGAACUAGAAGAGGAGGAGGAGGAGGAUGAUGAUGAUGAUGAUGGUGAUGAGGAAGUCGAUAGGAUAAAAUUUUACAAACAUUGUCAUUAUAAAGAAGGGAAGGGGUGGGCUACUCCACAAUGUGAAAAAAAUUAUGUGGAAAUGGAACGUCGUAGGACUGAAGUCGAAGAAUCUGGUGAGAAAGUUGAUGCCGAUAAAAUUGCUGAUGAUGUUCUUGGAAGAAGAUCUUCUUACAUUGUUGGACUUGGAUAUGGUCCAAAACCAAAAAAAAUUGCAUCAAAUUCGACUAUGAAAAUGCUUGAAGAACGUUUAAAAGAGAAGGAAAAAGCAAAUUUGGAGCUUAAGGAUAGAGUUGUUUCCAUGGAAACAACUCUUCAAGAGUAUGGUCGUCUCAUUCAACAAUUGAUGGAGUCUCAACAACGUUCAAAGUGGAGACAUUCUACUUGGCGAGAGAAUAGAAGUUAUGCACUUGGUGGAUUUCCUAUCAUCUUAUUCAAGCUCAAAGUAGUAAUGAUGUUUUAGUUUAUAUUUUUUAUUUAGGUUUUCAAAUUCAAUUUGUAAGGAAGACUUUAAUAUUAGGUUGUUAUUUUAGGUGUUUUAGAAUGAUCGUUUGAAUUUUCAUGUCAAUACUUAUUUCAGUUUAGUUUUCAUUUAUUUGGGAUAGUAAUUGACUGUUACUUUUAUAAUAUUUUAUUUAAUUUAUUUGUCUAUUUAUUUA
This is a messenger RNA of Erythranthe guttata (spotted monkey flower), 2126 nucleotides long. The record is from RefSeq and is a predicted model, not a curated record. NCBI's taxonomy places the organism in Eukaryota, Viridiplantae, Streptophyta, Magnoliopsida, Lamiales, Phrymaceae.